Grosmannia clavigera kw1407 is the source of this 519-nucleotide messenger RNA. RefSeq lists its product as uncharacterized. Bases 1 to 519 code for a protein of 172 amino acids. Lineage: Eukaryota; Fungi; Ascomycota; Sordariomycetes; Ophiostomatales; Ophiostomataceae. The transcript has a single exon. The record is from RefSeq and is a predicted model, not a curated record.
AUGACAUCCAGCAACAUUCCUGUUGGAUUCCUUCGUUCCCCUGUGAACACCGAAACCCCGACUCUGGUCGGCCCUGACGAAGCAGAGUAUGUCGACUUUGCCUUCCAGAAUGCGGUUGGUGUACAUAUUCAAGGGAGGAACUCAGUUGUAGCGAUCGUGUCGCCAAAUGCCUGUAUCGUGACUCAGAUCACCGCCAUAUCGCCAACAUCUUGGCCAGAUACAUAUAACACCAUAGCCAAUGUCGACAGGGUGAUGACAGAAGUCGAGGGCCUCUAUGAUACCUAUAGAGGUCGACUAAGCGGAGCGACCGCUUAUCUUGUAUUUGGCCACAACCGUGGCUUGAUGUUAGCUCCUACGCAGAUCGAUCUCAUGCAGCGACGCCUUUAUCAAAUGGGACUGCCGAGCGAGGAUCACGGUUACGAGGUACAACCGUCCACUGCGUUGCCAGCAGCAGCAACCUUUGUCAUCACUGCCAAAGGCACGGUUUCUGUCUACCUGGAGGAUGAGCUCAUAAACUAG